Molecule: messenger RNA, 6341 nt
Organism: Nerophis ophidion (straightnose pipefish)
Lineage: Eukaryota; Metazoa; Chordata; Actinopteri; Syngnathiformes; Syngnathidae
Gene: cadps2
Product: Ca++-dependent secretion activator 2
Exons: 27
Coding region: 283-4110 (1275 amino acids)
Biological process (GO): dense core granule exocytosis; positive regulation of exocytosis; synaptic vesicle exocytosis
Cellular component (GO): glutamatergic synapse
Source: RefSeq, a predicted model, not a curated record
ACGCCACAUCUGUAACAGGUUGCUCACCUGUCUGUCGGCGCGUCUGCUCCUCGUGCACGCGCACCCAUUCCAACACAGCUUGAGCCGGCGAGCGCGCGUGCACCGACCGAACCUCCUCACGAGACCGGGAAUUAAGUCCACCUUGUACCCGGCAGUCACACGUCUCCCUCCGGGGUCGCGUCCAAGAAGGCACCGGGAGUCCCGUCGUUAACGCCACGUCGACCCAAACUUCCCCCCGUCGAGCGAGCACAAUUUCCGCGGUGAGUUCCGCGAACGUCGACCAUGCUGGACCCGUCCUCCAGCGAAGACACCGGCGGGGAGUCGGAGCCGGAAGUGGCCCCGGAGCCGCCCGGGAAAGCCGCCGACUUUUCCGCGGCCAAGCGGGGAGCCCAGAGCCGAGCGGACGGCCAGCAGAGGCAGCCCGCCGCGGCCGGAGCUUCCCCCGGCCAUGGUGCUCCGCCGGGCGGCGAGGAGGAAGAGAGGCGAGAGCGGGAAAGAAUGCAACGGGAGGAAGAGGAUCACAAAGUCAAACUGCAGAUUUACGUCUUCGUCCUCCGCUGCAUCGCGUACCCUUUCAACGCCAAGCAGCCCACCGACAUGGCCCGGCGGCAGCAGAAGGUGAACAAGCAGCAGCUUCAGGCGGUGAAGGAACGUUUCCUGGCCUUCCUCAACGGAGAAACUCAGAUUGUCGCCGACGAAGCUUUCUGCAACGCGGUGAGGAGCUACUAUGAGGGCUUCCUGAAGAGCGAGCGCGUCUCCAAGAUGGUCCAGGGCGGCUGCUCGGCCGGCGACUUCCGUGAGGUGUUCAAGAAGAAAAUCGAGCGCCGCGUGCGCAGCCUGCCGGAGAUCGACGGCCUGAGCAAGGAGACUGUGCUGACCUCGUGGAUCGGCAAGUACGACGCCAUCUACAGGGGCGACGAGGACAUGCGGCGCCAGCCCCAGCGGGCGCACAUGAGCGCCGUGUCGGAGCUUAUCCUCAGCAAAGAGCAGCUCUACGAGAUGUUCCAGCAGAUCCUCGGCGUCCGCAAGUUUGAGCACCAGCUGCUUUACAACGCAUGCCAGCUGGACAACGUGGACGAGCAGGCGGCUCAGAUCCGCAGAGAGCUGGACGGACGACUGCAGCUGGUGGAGAAGAUCGCCAGGGUGAGAAUCAACUGGUACUUCCGAGAAAGUUCUUUGUACUCCCUGCAAAAACGACGGCUGUUUGUCCUACAGGAGAGGAGAUACCCCAAGUUUGUGUCCGCCGACAUGGAUGUCCUCUACGUGGAGGAGCUGCGGUCCUCCAUCAACCUGCUGAUGGCCAACCUGGAGAGUCUUCCCGUGGCCAAAGGAGGACCCGACUUCAAGCAGAAGCUCAAGCGCUCGUCCAUGAACAACUACUCCUUGGAACUGGGCGACGAAGUGGACCUGCUGUCCAAGUCGGACGUGUUGCUGUCCUUCACGCUGGAGGUGGUGAUCGUGGAGGUCGAGGGUCUGAAGUCGGUGGCUCCCAACAGGAUCGUGUACUGCACCAUGGAGGUGGAUGGUGGGGAGAAGCUGCAGACGGACCAGGCUGAGGCCUCCAGACCACAGUGGGCGACUCAGGGCGACUUCUGCACGACUCAUCCUCUGCCCUCGGUCAAAGUCAAGCUCUUUAUGGAGAGCACGGGGGUCCUGGCUCUGGAGGACAAGGAGCUGGGCCGAGUGGUCCUGACCCCAACCACCAACGGCCCCAAGCAGGCCGAGUUCCACCGCAUGGUGGUCCCCAAGAACAGCCAGGACACGGAGCUGAAGAUCAAGCUGGCCGUGCGCAUGGACAAACCCCCCAACAUGAAGCACAGCGGGCAUUUGUACGCACUUGGACAUCGCGUGUGGAAGCGCUGGAAGAGAAGAUACUUUGUUUUGGUUCAGGUGAGCCAGUACACCUUCGCCAUGUGCAGCUACAGAGAGAAGAAGGCGGAGCCUCAGGAGCUGAUGCAGCUGGAGGGCUACACGGUGGACUACUGCGACCCCCUGCCGAGCCUGCAGGGCGGGCACGUCUUCUUCAACGCCGUCAGAGAGGGCGAAUCGGUGGUGUUCGCCUGCGACGACGAGCAGGAUCGACUGCUGUGGGUCCAGGCCAUGUACCGCGCCACGGGACAGUCCCACAAGCCCACGCCACCUCCCCUCAGCAAGACCGCCAAGGGUCGAGCAGGAAGCACGAAAGCAGCGUCACCCAUUAGUUUGGGUCCCUCGCAGCGUCAGAGCGUGGAGGAGCUGGUCGCCGCCUCGCCGUGUCGCUUCGACCACGCUCGCCUCUUCACCGUUCUACAGAAGCAUACUCUGCAGCACCGCAUGAACGACUCCUUCUCCUGCUUGGGCUGGUUCAGCCCAGGUCAGGUGUUCGUGCUGGACGAGUACUGCGCUCGUUACGGCGUGCGCGGCUGCCAUCGCCACCUGAGCUACCUGAGUGAGCUGAUGGCGUUGUCGGAGAACCACACACUGGUGGACCCCACCCUGCUGCACUACAGCUACGCCUUCUGCGCCUCCCACGUGCACGGCAACAGACCUGACGGCAUGGGCGCGGUGACGAUGGAGGAGAAGGAGACGUUUGAAGGCGCCAGAAGUCGACUGCUGCUUCUUCUGGAGAAGCAGAUUACACACUUUAGGUACUGCUUCCCCUUUGGAAGACCAGAUGGCGCCCUGAAGGCCACGCUGUCCCUGCAGGAGCGGGUCCUCAUGAAGGAUAUCACCACAGCAGUUCCUCCGGAGGAGAUGAAGAAGCUGGUGCACAAGUGUCUGGAGAAAGCUGCCGGGAUCAACUACAGCCAGCUGAUAGAAUACGCUCGCAUGACAGUGGACGUGGAAGUGGACCCGGAGAAGAGACUGGAGGACGUGAUGCGAUUGGGAGAAUUGGUCAUUGAAGUCCUGCAGCAGAACGACGAGCAUCACUCUGAGGCGUUCUCGUGGUGGCCCGAACUGAUGGCCGAGCACGCCGAGAGCUUCCUGUCUCUGUACCGGGCGGACGUGGACCCGGUCCUGCAGGUCCAGGCCCUGGACUCCUGGAACAGCAUCCCGCUCUUCCAGCUCCUCAACGGCUUCCUGAGGACCGAGCCACACCUGUGCAACGGGCCCUUCCACAAACACCUGCAGGAGCUGUUUGUCCCCCUGGUGGUGCGCUACAUCGACCUGAUGGAGUCGUCCAUCGCGCAGUCCGUCCAUCGAGGCUUCGAGCACGAGACCUGGCAGUCGGUCAACAACGGCUCGGCCACGUCGGACGACAUGUUCUGGAAGCUGAACGCUCUGCAGAUGUUCGUGGUGGACCUGCACUGGCCUGAGGAGCAGUUUGCACAACAUCUGGAGCAGCGGCUCAAGCUGAUGGCCAGCGACAUGAUGGAGGCCUGCGUUAGGAGAACAAAAUCUGCGUUUGACGCCAAAAUGCAGAAAGCCAACAAGUCGACGGACUUCCGAGUGCCGCUGUGUGUGUGCACCAUGCUGAAUGUGCUGAUGGACGCCAGGAGACACUGCUCCACACUCUGUGUGCUGGACACCGGACAGGAGCAGACAGACAAACAAUGGCAACAGUACCACUCCAAAAUCGAUGUCCUGAUCGACGAGGCGUUCAAAGACAUGAUUUCUUCUCUGGUCUCUAAGUUGUCGGCGGUCCUCGAUGGCGUUCUGUCCAAACUGUCCAGAUACGACCAAGGCACCUUCUUCUCCUCCGUCCUCUCCUUCACGGUGAAAGCCGCCGGCAAAUACGUGGAAGUGCCCAAAGCAGGAACGGACAUGGCAGACACCUACAUCGCAUUCAUACGACACAAUCAAGACAUCCUUCGUGAUUCCAUCAAGGAUGAACUCUACUUGGAAAAAAUCUUUGACCAAUGGUACAGCAGCAGCAUGAAGAUGGUGUGCGGGUGGUUGACGGACAGGUUGGACCUGCAGCUUCAUCUCUACCAGCUGAAGACCCUCAUCAAGAUGGUGAAGAAGACCUUCAGAGACUUCCGGCUGCAGGGCGUGUUGGACACCACCCUCAGCAACAAGAACUACGAGAGCGUCUACAGCCGCCUGGCGCUGGAGGAAGCAACUGUGGCCGUCAAGGCGGACCACGGCCUGCAGGGGAUCAGCAUGAGGGACAGUGAUGAAGAGGACUGAACGUCUUCAUCGUCACGUCUGUAGCCACACCCUCACCUUCAUCACACCUUCACCACAUCUUCACCAUCAUCACACCUUCACCUUCGUCACACCUGUACUUUCAUCACACCUUCACCAUCGUCACACCUUCACCUUCAUCACACCUUCACCAUAGUCACACCUUCAUCACUCCUUCACCAUCAUCACAUUAUCACCACACCUUCAUCACAACUUCACCAUCAUCACACCUUCACUAUAAUUAUAAUCACACUUUCACCUUCACCACACCUUCACCAUCAUCACACCUUCACCAUAAUCCAAUUUUCACUAUAAUCACACCUUCACCAUCAUCACACCUUCACAAUCAUCACACCUUCACUAUAAUCACACCUUCACCAUCAUCACACCUUCACCAUCAUCACACCUUCACCAUAAUCCAAUUUUCACUAUAAUCACACCUUCACCAUCAUCACACCUUCACAAUCAUCACACCUUCACUAUAAUCACACCUUCACCAUCAUCACACCUUCACUAUAAUCACACUUUCUCUUUCAUCACACCUUCACCUUCAUCACACCUUUACCAUCGUCACACUUUCACCAUCAUCACACCUUCACUAUAAUCACACUUUCACUUUCAUCACACCUUCACCUUCAUCACACCUUUACCAUCGUCACACUUUCACAAUCAUCACACCUUCACUAUAAUCACACCUUCACCAUCAUCACACCUUCACCAUCAUCACACCUUCACUAUAAUCACACCUUCACCAUCAUCACACCUUCACCAUCAUCACACCUUCACUAUAAUCACACCUUCACCAUCAUCACACCUUCACUAUAAUCACACUUUCACUUUCAUCACACCUUCACCUUCAUCACACCUUCACCAUCCUCACACCUUCAUCACAUCAUCACCAUCCUCACACCUUCACCUUCAUCACAUUAUCACCAUCAUCCCACCUUCACCCUCAUCACACCUUCACCAUCAUCACAUCUUCACCAUCCUCACACCUUCACCAUCCUCACACCUUCAUCACAUCAUCACCAUCCUCACACCUUCACCAUCAUCACAUCUUCACCAUCCUCGCACCUUCAUCACAUCAUCACCAUCAUCACACCUUCACCAUCAUCACACCUUCACCAUCCUCACACCUUCAUCACAUCAUCACCAUCAUCACACCUUCACCAUCAUCACACCUUCACCAUCCUCACACCUUCACCAUCCUCACACCUUCAUCACAUCAUCACCAUCAUCACACCUUCACCAUCAUCACAUCUUCACCAUCCUCGCACCUUCACCUUCAUCACAUCAUCACCAUCAUCACAUCAUCACCAUCAUCACACCUUCACCACCAUCACACCUUCACCAUCUUCACACCUUCACCAUCGUCACAGAUGUCAUCUUCAUGACCAAACUUCACAAACAAUGUUUCAAGAUAAUUACAAAACAGAAAGAUGGCAGUCACUACAAUAAAGGACAGGACAGUACAAGCUCCGCCCCCGUCGGACUCUGGAAUUCGCCAGAACAUUUUUCGACCUUCGACCUCUCGACGCUGGUCCCAAAAGUACUGCGGAACCCAAGAGUUCUUCUCCAAGAAAGUUCGACCGUGUUCUAGAAAGAUCCGCGGGUGGACACGUGCGGUCUUGGACCUUCGAGGUGGCUCCUUGGACCCCCCUUGACGUCACAGGAAGAGUUCUGGACGUUUUGGGACACGCCCCCUGUUUUUUGAAUGAUUGCGACACGCCCCCUGGUGGACGUCUGCAUAAGCACAUCAGACAUGAUGAAGAUGAUCAGUGUGGAAGUUCUACAAACUUCUUGUGGUCUCCUGGCAACAAGUCACGUGACCAGCUCAUCUUUCUCAACCUGGACCUGCAGCAAAGUCAAAGGAGCGUGACCUCCUGUCGUAUAGAAGAUCUUUGCGUGUGUUUUUUUCCCUCUGACUUUAGUAAAUUAUUUGUUAAUAUGUGAUUAAUUGUGAUUAUUUGUAAUUAUUUGUGUGCGGUAAAAUGAAAGUGCUCAAAGUCAACUUGUUUCCUUCCUAAUUGGACCACAAAGUGAAUUAUAAAGUUCUAGGUCCUUUUUUUUGUUUUGUUUUGUGUUCAGAUUGUCAAAGUCUAGUCCUGCAGAACUUUUAAAAAAUGUUUUUGUUUUUGAAAACGUUAAAAAUGUUCUCUUGUGUUCUGAUCCAACUGUAAAAAUGUUCAAAUGUGAGGGUCACGUGAUGUCAUUAAAAAAUGUGGAAAAAGUUA